CUGUUUAGUCGGCUCUGAAAGCGUGAGUUGCUAAGCUAAGGAAUGGAGAGAACGUGGCAGUGGGAGCAGCGAAAGCACUGCCAUAUCAUUCUGCUCAACUCUUCGUCGUACCUAAGGGAGAACCCGGAACAGAUUGCAGCUUUGAUAGGACAAGGAGACGCGACAGUUUCAGAUGAACGAAAACGACUGCACGAUUGCUACGGCAAGGAAGCAGACAUCCUGAAGACAAGGGACCGCGUGCCAAGUCUGUAGCGUUCGGUAAGGAAGAGAGGGGCCCCCGUCAAGUAUCACCUCGGAAGGAGAAGAGAGAAGGGGGUCGUCAUGGGCCCGGUAACCCAAAUCGUAUCUCACUGAGCGAUGCAAGUAAUUAGGGCCGGGGCCCUGCUAGUGAGCAUGUGGCUCACUAGAGAAUGAAGAAGCAAAACGUCCGGACUUUAUCAUUAAUCGUCUUCACGCUUACCUAUCUCCUCGUCGGUGCUGCAAUCUUCGACGUGCUCGAGUCCGAGACGGAGAAAUCGCGCAAAGAAGCGUUAGAUGCCAUUGAGAAAAUGGUAAUACGAAAAUACAAUAUAAGCGAGGACGACUUCAAGAUCAUGGAAACAGUGGUGCUGAAGACGGAACCUCACAAAGCUGGCCAACAGUGGAAGUUCGCCGGCGCGUUUUAUUACGCCACAACGGUCCUCACCACGAUAGGUUACGGACACUCGACGCCGAACACCAUAUACGGCAAAUUGUUCACGAUGUGCUACGCGAUCAUCGGUAUCCCAUUAGGACUCGUAAUGUUCCAGAGUAUAGGAGAACGCUUGAAUAAGUUCUCGUCUGUCGUAAUACGGGGCGUAAAGACGCUUCUAAACUGCAGGGACGUCCAGGCCUCGGAGAUAAAUCUCAUCUGCGUGGUAACGACGUUGUCGUGCCUGACCAUCGCCGGCGGCGCCGCCGCGUUCUCCAGGUACGAGGGGUGGUCCUACUUCGACUCCAUCUACUACUGCUUCAUCACCCUGACGACAAUCGGCUUCGGCGACAUGGUCGCGCUGCAGAAGGACAACGCGCUCAACAAGAAGCCCGAGUACGUGAUGUUUGCCCUAAUAUUUAUUCUCUUCGGCUUGGCGAUCGUGGCGGCCUCGCUUAAUUUGCUGGUUUUGAGAUUCGUGACUAUGAACACGGAGGAUGAGAGACGAGACGAAGCCGAAGCGUUACAGGCGGCCCAGGGCGCGGUGCGUCUCGAGGGCGACGUGAUAACGGCCAACGGCUCGAUACUGUCCGGCCAGAUCGGCAAUCACGGCAACGCGAUGUCGUUGGACGACGAGGCGUCGGUGUGCAGCUGCCGCUGCAGCGGCUUCCAGAGGAAGCGGCGGAGACCGCGUUUCACGGUGCGCCGCUCGCCGGGCAAGAUCUCGCACUUGCUGCCGAUGCAACAGCUGUCGUCGGCGUCGAGCCUGCGGGGUGGCGAGCCCCAGCCGCCGCUCACCCCGUUGCUGCCGCUGCCGCCGCUGUAUCAGCACCGCGCCAGCAUCUGACGUCGUUGCUCUGCCGCGCGGAGCGUGAUACUCCUCGACGAGCAGCCGCAUCACUACCACGAUCAGUCGCGGCGUGUGUCCGUCUGAAGGGAGCGCGUGCCUCCGCCCGGCAGCCGGCGACUUCAACGAAUUUCAAUCGUCGCCGAGAUGCUAUCAUCACCGCUACGAGUUCUCUUUUUCUCGCUCUCUCUCUCUCCCUCCCUCCCUCUUUCCCCCCCCCCUCCCUCUCUCUCCUCCUAUCUGUCUUUCUCUCUUCCUCUCUUCCUCUCUUCCUAUUUUGCGUUCCACUCUAGUCGAGCACGAGUAAGAUUUCGUAUAGAGAUAGUCGAGAGAUUGGGAUCGGUUAGAAAUUGAAUUGCUGGAACUGUUCGAUCCGGAUUGUGACACCGGAGUAACGACGGCGCCGGAUGCUUCUCCUCAACGAAAACGUUUUGUCGCGCCUUGUCGCGACGCACGGUUCUUUCACUCGCGACAGGGCCGCUCUAUUCGUCCGAGUUUAAUUCACGCGCGUGUAUAAUCGGGCGUAUUAGGAUACUCGAUGUGCAAUGAAUGAAUUUCCGAUGCGCCAUCAUCGGGUACGGAGUGAGAAUUCGACGAGUGAGAAAGCGAGAGAAUUGGCGCUCGAGAUGCCAGAUAAUUGGCGCUCCAGAUAAAAAUGGCUGUGUCGUUCGCCGGCAUCAUUUAAGUGCGACGUGCGAUGAGAUUCUAUACGUGUGAUAAGUCGUAGGGAUUUUCUAGAUUUACUUUUAGUCUGUAACCAACUAUUCUUUGUGGCCAAAAUUAUUAUAUUUUCCUCGAGAAAGAAAUACUAUACAUGUGUAAGAGUAUUUAUGCCGGAACAGCGCGUGUCUGUCGUGAAAAUUGAUGCAGGUUCUCGCGUCUCCCUUUUACAUUUACAAUUUUCCCUCGCCAGCGCGAGAUUAAUCUCUUCUCGAUAAAAACAUUCGGUCACAUUCCGCGAAUCUCGAGUGAACACGAAUUUUAGACUCGCAUUUCAGAUCUGUCUGCUACGGCUUGGAAACAAACAAAAAAAAAAGUACCGAGCGGUAUAAUCCUUCGCUUCUGAUAUUCUCAUACUUAGCCGUCUCCUAAAGAUAUAAUAGAAACGAGAAAUGUGGAAUCGCGUCGCAGGUGCGAUUACGUGGUGAACCGACUUUGAGAAGACACGCAUGUACAAAAGGCUGUGCGGAGAUAAAUUGUGUACCUUACAAGAGGUGCUCGCGUAGAUACGUGAGAAACGCCCGCGUGAGAAGGACGAGAGGGAGCGAGUGCAAAAGGGGUGCGAAUGUCGGUGUGCGAGGUCGCGAGCGAGAGUGCGUGUGGGAAUGUCGUUUGUGUGCGAGGAUGUGAGAACGCGCGAAGAAGGAAGAGAAAAGAAGAAGAUGCGAAUGCCAUGUGUGCACCUAUACGUUCACGUUCUCGCGGGGGAGAGAGAAAAAUAUUAAGGAAAUAUAUAAAUACACACACACACACAC
Molecule: messenger RNA, 2992 nt
Organism: Vollenhovia emeryi
Lineage: Eukaryota; Metazoa; Arthropoda; Insecta; Hymenoptera; Formicidae
Gene: Task6
Product: two pore potassium channel protein sup-9
Exons: 6
Coding region: 411-1517 (368 amino acids)
Biological process (GO): potassium ion transmembrane transport; stabilization of membrane potential
Cellular component (GO): membrane
Molecular function (GO): potassium ion leak channel activity
Source: RefSeq, a predicted model, not a curated record